CUUCAGUCCAGACCUUACCAGCAGACCUUCUUCAGUGCGGAAGUACUUCCUCUUGGUCAUCACAGGACACAAACGCAACCAUGAUCAAGAUUUUCCUCCUUCUGCUUCUGCUUGUCGGAACAAAAAGUGAUGUUACUGACGAUCCAGAAGACAGUGACGGCGGUUCCCCCGGUGACGGUGGUGCCCCCGGAGCCCCCGGAGCCCCCGGUGACGGCGGUUCCCCCGGUGACGGCGGUUCCCCCGGUUCCCCCGGUGACGGCGGUACCCCAGGUGCCCCCGGUGACGGCGGUUCCCCCGGUGACGGCGGUUCCCCCGGUGCCCCCGGUGACGGCGGUACCCCAGGUGCCCCUGGUGCCGGCGGUUCCCCCGGUGACGGCGGUGCCCCCGGUAACGGCAGUUCCCCCGGCACCCCCGGUGACAGCGGUUCCCCCGGUAACGGCAGUUCCCCCGGUUCCCCCGGUGACGGCGGUUCCCCCGGUGGCCCCGGUGCCCCUGGUGCCCCUGGUUGCCCCGUUGGCCCCGGUGGCACAACACCCACCAUCAAUCUUUUGUUGGACGAAGGCGUUGAAAUUUGCGUUGGGCUUCGCAAUCCCGAAGAAGGUGACGGCCGCCACAUUACUUUCAAGGUUGUUGAUGGUGUCGUCAAACUAAAGGUGUCCACCACCCAUUAAGCCGUCAAACUCUAAUAAUUUAGAAAGCGCUCAGCAGUUUAUCUGAAUUAGAACUGCAGCAAUAUUAGUUUGACAUUUACUUCUGACAUCAUGUUCCUGUUCCAGCUUUCUAACUGUCAUUCUAUUAAUGACCACUGGGGGCGGUGUGGUUGGGAAGUGGCGAUUUAUGGUGAUGUGUAGCGUUAUUCCAGGAAAAAAGAUGCUAAUUAGCUAAAUUUCAAAAGAGAUUAAAAAGGGA
Molecule: messenger RNA, 909 nt
Organism: Entelurus aequoreus (snake pipefish)
Lineage: Eukaryota; Metazoa; Chordata; Actinopteri; Syngnathiformes; Syngnathidae
Product: cuticle collagen 1-like
Exons: 3
Coding region: 81-671 (196 amino acids)
Source: RefSeq, a predicted model, not a curated record